Molecule: messenger RNA, 2160 nt
Organism: Gadus chalcogrammus (walleye pollock)
Lineage: Eukaryota; Metazoa; Chordata; Actinopteri; Gadiformes; Gadidae
Gene: tmem69
Product: transmembrane protein 69
Exons: 3
Coding region: 137-943 (268 amino acids)
Source: RefSeq, a predicted model, not a curated record
GCUGGUCCUGGAACCAUCGAGCCGCCACGGAGGAAAUGAAAUGCGUACCCGAUACAUGUCAUUGACAGGGGGGUGUGAGGUCUGACGAAAGGUUCGAGAACUCCAAAUAGAAUCAUGUGUUUAAGUUGAAACCAAGAUGCUCCGUGCGCUCUCCAGAAGAACCACCUCUCUGCAGGUGGUGCGACGGGCCAGUCCGCCGUAUAGUUCCUGGCUCUCCGCUACGAGUCGCUCCUGUGCUGGGGGUCAUGUUGAACCCAGAGCCCAGGAGUCCUGCUGGACUGCUGAGCCACGCUCCAAGCAGACAGUUUGUGGCCUGGUGCGACGCCACCCUGUGGCCGUUGGCGGUUUCACCGGCGAUUGGCCGCUCCAGCGGACCCAGUCUUUCCACGGCUCUGCGGUGAGGCUAAAGAAACGUCAGCAGCCAGAUCCGCCUCCUCCCAGGGAGCUGGACCUUCUGCGCUACGACAUGAAGCACUUGUGGAAAGGCCCCAAGCCAGCGCUCUACCUGGGGAUGGCCGGGCUCAUCCCCUUCGUGGCCCCUCCUCUGCUCAUGGCCGUGACCGAGACUUACCUCCCGGAGUUGGCCUACAUCCAGGUCGCCUACGGAGCCUCCAUCAUCUCCUUCCUGGGUGGAUCUCGCUGGGGAUUUACCCUUCCUGAGAGCAGCCCUGCCAAGCCUGACUGGAUCAACCUGGCCAAUAGCGUGGUCCCCUCCCUGCUGGCCUGUGCGGCCAUGCUGCUCAGUGACAGUAUUACCCCGGCAGCCACCCUGGUCAUCAUGGGGCUCGGAGUCUCCCUGCACUACGACCUCUCUCUCCUGCCCACCUACCCCAGCUGGCUGAAGGCCCUUCGCGCCGUGUUGACCACAGUCGCUUUCCUAUCACUGGUGGGCACACUCGUAAUGGAUGGGCUCUUUCCAGUUAAAAUUAUUUUUUCAAGUUAAUAAAAUAAAUGUAUAAAUUCAAGGAUAUGUUGUUUACUAUGAAGGUAAAGAAAUCGAUGAUAAACUGUUCAGAUGUCUGUAUUUUUGCUUCAUUCUGAAAUGUGUGAAGAGAGACUAAGUCAAGACAGAUUUUGGUGACUCAUUACAUUGUGCUUGUUUGAAUGUUGUUGAAUGUUGUCAGAAACAGUAGAUGUUCCAAACAAACAACACCACAUGUUUAUUAAAAUACAUAUUUAAUGGAGAUACAAGCAUCUAAUUCAAAUUGGAAGGAAAGGCAUUUCAAUUGGGGGGGGGGGUGUAGAAGAGGUUUGCAUUUCUGAGAAAACAAAGGAAUAAGGCACACAUCCCCAAAAGUUUACCUUGUUCAAAGUGUGCAAAAGCAGUCUCAACUUUCAACUAGAAAGGAUACAUUUUCAAGAACCAGUGGCACUCGGGUGAUCAAACUCAGAUGAUGGGCCGAUAUGUCUCAAGGUAACAACAUGUAAGCCUAAUACAGAAUUACACAAAAACUAAUGGCAUGAAUAGUUCGGUAUAGACCACCAAAAAUAGGCCUGAAUAAGGAUACUUUUCCUUAGUGCAACUGUUUAUUGAUGUUCUAUGUAAAUAACAUCUGAAACGACUUGCAUAUUUGCAUAAAACUUGCAUAUCGCCUGGGAUGUCGCUGGCAUCCAGUGAAAAAAUUGAUAAUUUACCAGGACUAAAAUCUGUCUUCAACACCCUUAUAAACCAGCACAAAUAAGGUGGAAUUUCAGCUUGUUCAGUCGCAGGAGAUGCUGCCAUUAUGCAGCACUGACUCCAGGCUCAGUUGCUUCCAGGUUUCACUUCCCUCAAUGCAAUACAAGGGUAAAGGCUAUUGAGUUGUAUGCAUGUUUGGGACACGGGGAGUGUUCUACUACUUCUGGAUCCCCAGACCAGACCUCAUGUACUCGUACACCACGUAGCUGAUGCUGACGGCCGGGAUGACCUUCAUGAAGUUGGGCAGGAUCCCGCGGUAGAGUCCGAAGAAGCCCUCCUUCUCCACGAUCUUCUUCACCAUCCGAUUCAUUGACAUCUGCUCAGCACCCUCAAUAGACGCUGAUGAAACAGGAAGAUCAGAGAGAGAUGAUAUCCCACUGCUAUGAACAUCAUUUAAUUACAUUGAAACACCACGUCAUAAUGAAUCAUUUGGUGACACUAAAAGAAAAUUGGACCGGUCUAUUGGUCAACAGCAAUAAAGG